GGUCGGAAAGUCGAAGCUCUAGAAAGAGGCCCGAGUUCCCGAGUUGGAAUUCCGAGUUGGAUGACGGUUCAUAAGAUUUUCCCCAGUCGGAACUAGUUUUUUUCCCAAGUUCCCAGUUGUUUUGAACACACUGAAGUCGGAUGUCGGAGAUUUCAGUAUUUCCAGUUCCGAGAUCCCAGUAUUUUUGAACGCGACAUUACUGGUUGUUGACGUCAUGCUGGCAGCGACGAAGACGUCAUGAGCGUUUUACCACCCAACAUGGCGGAUUUUGAUACCAUCUAUGAGUUAGACGAGGAAGAUGAACGUGUAGUGAGUGAAGAACACCUUGUUAGAUAUUGCCCAGAACCUGUGAUUAUGCGAGGGGCCGGGCACAUCACCGUGUUUGGCUUAAGCAACAAAUUUGACACAGAGUUUCCCUCCGUUCUCACGGGAAAGGUGGCUCCUGAGGAGUUUAAAACAAGCAUCAGCAGAGUGAACGCUUGUUUGAAGAAGAACUUGCCUGUCAAUGUGAAGUGGCUUCUUUGCGGCUGCCUGUGCUGUUGCUGUACGGUGGGCUUCAGUCUGUGGCCCGUUAUAUGCCUCAACAAGAGAGCAAACAGAUCUAUUCAGAAGUUGUUGGAAUGGGAAAACAACCGACUAUAUCACAAGCUGGGCCUGCACUGGAAACUCAGCAAAAGGAAAUGUGAAAGCAGCAAUAUGAUGGAAUAUGUAAUUCUUAUAGAAUUCUUACCCAAAUAUCCUAUAUUCCGACCGGACUGAGCUGAGGAGGCUGUUGGGAGACCUGCAGUGUGGGCCCUUGACUCCAAUCCGUAGUGCCUUGUAUAUAUGUUGGAAUGAGGGUCUGCACCGGUGUCUAGAGAUGUCCCUUACAACUCCCAGUACCCUGUACAAUAGAAAUUGCAACACUGUCACUUUGCUUUAGAGCAGAUUUUGCACAGUUCCUUUCGAAGUAUAAAAAUGCCCCCUUUUGUUGUGUAAUACAACUAGUGAUUGAACAAAAAUAUAUUGUUGAAAAGUGCAUUUAUCCCAAAGAGCCAACAUCAAUCGAGCCUAUGUAUCAUAUCAGUAUUGCUUUGGAAAGAAUUGGACACCACCUAGAGCAUCAUUGCCUUAUGUAAAACAAUAAACCAUUUUAUAUAUAAGACCGGAGGAGACAAGCAUUUUGUAGCCCACCAAGUUCAAAUUCUGGUUAUUGGGGUUACUUUCCUCAAAUCAAUUCUUCUUUUUAACAAAAAGUAGAUGGGAUGCUUGAUUUGCCUAACAUACUAUUUAACAGCAUCAUGUGUUUCUUUACUUUGGAAAUGACCCUCUGUACAGGAGAACUUACAAAACGAACCUGUAAAUAUGUUAGGAUAAACUGUACAGUGGAAUGCUGUUGUUUACGUUGUUAUUUAGAUCUUUGAUUUGUUUUGCCAAGAUAAUGCUGUACCAUAGUUUUGUUUAUGAAAGAUGUCUCUUACCAGUUUAUAUGGACCUGUUUACCUAGUAAGCCAUAUCAUUUACAAUGUAUGUGAUGCCAGAGUUAGGACAGAAAAUUGCACUUAAACUUGUCAAAAUGUCAGGAUUUCAGAGGAUGGUCAAACUGAGGUUAGGAGUAAUUUUACAAUGACACUAGUGAUGCAUGUUAUUUGUGUGGUUUUGCCAACUAAGGAGAAAAAGGUAAAAGUGUCAUCCAGUUUAGCGUGAGAUGGCUACUUAUCUUUAUGAUGUACUGUUGGAAACAAAGACUCCAACUUGGUACUACCAUGUCAAAUUUUUUGUCAAUCUUUUUAUUGCAGCUUUGUUCAUUUUAUCGUUUUGUAUUUUCCUAUAAUGUGUUUUGUCCUUGUUGUUAAAAAACACAUACAGCCUAGAGAACAUUACAUAUUGAAAUAAAUGUUUCCUUAGUUAUUCAUUUUGUUCAGAGUUAGGGCUCUAUUCAAUCCGCAUCGCUGAAGUUCAGCUUUACAGCGUGAUUGAAAUUUAAAGGCAAUGUUCCCACUUUAGUGGAGACAGCAUUCACAGUAAACACUGCAUAUGCCAGCUCAAUCUGAAAUGACCUUUGAAUUUCUAUCGCGGAAUAUGUAACCCUUCAGCUUUACAGAUUGAAGAGAGGCCUUAGUGUUGUGUCCUUCACUUGUAGCUGAGAGUUUUGCUGCGUUAUAGUGCCACUGGAAUGUUCGAUGAACCACAGUCAGAGAACUGGUGUACUGGUUGACAUAUGCUCACUUGUAUUGUGGAGUAUUGGCCCUGUUACAGAGUACUUGUAAAUGUUUGUCAUGACAACUCAAUCCCUAUGGAAAGCUAAAAUAAAUUGUUGAUUUUGAAUUUUC
Molecule: messenger RNA, 2312 nt
Organism: Coregonus clupeaformis (lake whitefish)
Lineage: Eukaryota; Metazoa; Chordata; Actinopteri; Salmoniformes; Salmonidae
Gene: chic1
Product: cysteine-rich hydrophobic domain 1
Exons: 6
Coding region: 238-759 (173 amino acids)
Source: RefSeq, a predicted model, not a curated record